AUGGUCGCCUUCUCUUCUAUUCUUCUCGCCUUCUCGGCUGCCACGGGUGCCCUGGCGGCCCCGAACCGUCUCGGGCUGAUGGAGAUGGCCAAGCGCAGCAUGACCACCUCCAACCAAGGCACCAGCAACGGCUACUUCUACUCCUUCUGGACCAAUGACGAGGGCUCUGUGACCUACAACAACGGCAACGCGGGUGAAUACUCUGUCGACUGGAACAACGCCGGUAACUUCGUUGCUGGCAAGGGCUGGAGCACUGGUAGCGCGCGCGACAUCACCUACUCCGGCACCUGGAAGCCCGUGAACAAUGGCAACAGCUACCUCUCCGUGUACGGCUGGACCACCAGCCCGCUGGUGGAAUACUACAUCGUGGAGCACUACGGCGAGUACAACCCGUCGAGCGGGCUGAAGCAGCUGGGUACGGUGACCAGCGACGGCAGCACGUAUAAGAUCUACGAGUCGACGCGCACCAACGCGCCCUCCAUCCAGGGCACCAACACCUUCAAGCAGUACUGGUCCGUGCGCGACAAUGCCCGUGUCGGCGGCACCGUCACCACCAAGAACCACUUCGACGCCUGGGAGAAGCUCGGCCUCAAGCUCGGCACCUUCAACUACCAGAUCGUCGCGGUCGAGGGCUAUGAAAGCAGCGGGUCUGCCGCCAUUACCGUCGAUAGCGUCACCCACACCACC
Aspergillus homomorphus CBS 101889 is the source of this 687-nucleotide messenger RNA. RefSeq names its product glycoside hydrolase family 11 protein. The record is from RefSeq and is a predicted model, not a curated record. Gene Ontology annotation, biological process: xylan catabolic process. The annotation marks the transcript as partial. Gene Ontology annotation, molecular function: hydrolase activity, hydrolyzing O-glycosyl compounds. The transcript is spliced from 2 exons. Lineage: Eukaryota; Fungi; Ascomycota; Eurotiomycetes; Eurotiales; Aspergillaceae.